AUGGAUUGUGCUCCUUGUUUGGAGGUGGUGCCGUUCUCCGUGACGCUGGUGCUGGAGGCGGAGGCGGCGUCGGGGGCGGAGCCGCUAGAGGGCCUGGAGGCGCUCGCCGACGCCCUCAACCGCACCCUGGCGACUGCGCGCACGCACCUGCAGGUGCAGGUGGUGUCGCGCGCCAUGGAGGAAGUCCGUGGGGGCGGCUCCCGGCGCAUGCGCGUGGUUUUGCGUGGGCGGCUGCCUGCGUCACCCCCAGCGUUCCUGGCACGUGACUGGGCCGACGACCUGGACCUGUCCCCCGAGGCGCUGGCCAACCUCUUCAUCGAGCUGGCGGCCACCCUCGUGGGGCUGUCGUGGGGCGUCUACUCCAUGUGGUUGGCUGGAUAAAGCAACGUUCUUCUUUACUCCUUGCUCGUUUUCUUUUCCGUGUAAUUUUUUUAAAAACCUGAGAAAUGUGGAGCAGGCUGAAAGAGCCAAAUAAACUGAGAGUACAAACUGUCGUUUAUUUCUUGAGCUAGUAAAAUGGAGGGCCGCAGGUUAAUGAAUAGGCUCGAGUACCGUCCCUGAAGAGGAAAUCUUCGAGUGAAGAGGUGCGGCGGUGUGUUAUGCGCGUGUGGAAGCAGAGCUGCCUUGAAGGGAAUGUGCAGUGCUUGUCGCUCACCUGCUACUUCUUGCUGCCACACCGUGGGUCCAGCCUAACAAAUAUUAUAAGCACUAUAUAUUAUUUUUAUCCCUUAUAUAAUAUUAGUAGCAAUGCUCAAUAUUACUAGUUUGGGCUUAGACGUUUUCCUAACGCCCAUACAUCUUCUUUAGAAGGCCUUUCACAAUAUUAUUUUGUAACUGAAAAAAUAUGCACGUGUUUUUUGGUUAUGAAACAUUGCUGUGUUAUAAUUUAUUUAAUUGACACACUAAAAUAGUGUCACAGUGGUUGGAGUGUCGUAUCAAAGGGGAUGUCAGAGAAAAUAAUUGAAAAGAACUGUUUUCUGAACGAAAGGUCUUAGACUUUCCCCUUAAAUCAAACAAUGUGAUACAAACUGUGCACAAACGUGUUUUUUGAGCUACAGUACAUGUAAAGAAAGCAAAUUAAAUGCAUAUUAAAAUUGUGAAAUGUCUUAAUAAGCACAUUUUUUCCUUUGGCUCACAAAGUUUCAGAAAUAAGGGUUAUCUUUAUGCUGACCCAACCGCUUCAAAUAUGAUAAGUCAUCAGGUGUGUAUUUCUACAAGUCCAUAAGGUCAUUUCACAGGUACACAAGUCCAUUUCCAUAAAUCCAUUCCGGUGUAUGCAUAGAAAUCCUGUGGAAAAAGUCCAUCGCCACAAACUUUCAUUUAGCUUACAGUGUCCGGGCAUUAUCCUACAUGAUUCGCGGAAUCGUGGCAACCGAGAAUUAUGAAUUAGUUGAUGUAAGAUGGCCUAAGAGCAGAGCUGUCUAUGAAUGAGGUAUUCCCAUGUAAUUUCUUUUCCAUUUUCUUUUGGGCAAAAGCAGGCAAGCGAGUGUUUU
Molecule: messenger RNA, 1493 nt
Organism: Gryllus bimaculatus (two-spotted cricket)
Lineage: Eukaryota; Metazoa; Arthropoda; Insecta; Orthoptera; Gryllidae
Source: the annotation of a GenBank genome assembly